GACACGCCACUUGCACCAUGUUUGCUGAUGGGUGCUGCCUUGGCAGCAACAAUUGUUUGGAGCAGUGCAGUGGCUUCACCCGACUUCUGGAAGGCGGAUCCUUGCGAUGCAACCGCAGCUCUGGAGGAUCUGGGAUGGCUGCAGCAGUACAUCAAGAUCGGUUUCUUCACAGACUACCGAAACCAAGCCUGGCAUUAUUAUUCCACCAACGAGACAACUUACGCGUUUCUAUGGCUGAACUCGAUCUCCUACGCCAACUUAGAUUUUCUGCGUGAGGCCUGCCCAGAAGCUGCACAGCUAGCACUUCUACUGCGAGCUGAGGAGCGAUUGCCAGCGCGAGAGGCGGAGCUACCUUUCUUGGACUUCAGCGAGGCAAGCCUGACUGGCAGCUUCAGUGCGUCAAGUGGCUUUUGGCCGCUGCAAAGGGGCCUUCAACGGCUGCGGGCUUUGGCGAAACAGAUGGCUGUGCCAGAGGAAUAUAGCGUGGACAUCGUGAUGCCGUACUGCAAUGAACCAUUAGAUGGUUUGCAGUCGAAGAAGACGGGCUACGAAGAAGAUUGGUUGCUUUCACCUGUCCCUUUGAGGCAUGUGAAGCUGAUUCUCUAUCGUUUGAUUUUGUGCUUUGACACACGAGAAGUCUUAUACAAUGACAACGCCUUGGACACUUUGCCAGAAGCUGCCAAAGAUGCAGCACGACUCUUUGGUCAGUUGGAGGUGGUGCCGGUGGAUGCCAGCCCCAAAGCCUGGGAGGCAGCCCGGUAUUUCCUGCACAUGGCGCGAAAUUACCAGCGACUGGCAGAUUUCACCAUUGUCUUACAUCCUGACGUCUUCGAACACGUAAACCCCCGCACCUUGCGGAAUGUUUUGCUGGCCUUGCGUGUUGGGACCUUUCGUAUGGCGGGUAACGAUGGCGACUGGUACAAGUAUUUAUCCAUGUCACACCACUAUUUGUUGCGGCCCUCUCGAGCACGCUUCGCCUCAACAAAUUGCACAGAGGUGGAUCUGGGAUUCCAGGACCUUUGGCGACAGCUGUUUGAGGAGGAUGCGCCAUUGCUGGAGGAGAAGACCGACUUUGGCUUCUACUGCUGUUCCCAGUUUUUGGUGCAUCGUGAGCUAGUUCACCGAAGACCACAGGAGUGGUACCAGAGGAAGGUGAAUGAAAUUGCUUGGGAACACUGUGCUACCAGCUACAUGGAGCUGCUAUGGCAUGGAAUCUUCCGUGAUGGCAAACUGCACGAAGAAAAGCGCCAGGAGCGCAAAGAGCUUCCAUUCUUUUUGCGCGUUGACAACUUUUUGGAAGCAACAUCUGAUGGGUUGGUUUGACAUUCUGCGUGAAAGAAGCUUUGGAUGGGAGUUUUGGCC
Cladocopium goreaui is the source of this 1362-nucleotide messenger RNA. NCBI's taxonomy places the organism in Eukaryota, Dinophyceae, Suessiales, Symbiodiniaceae. The record is from the annotation of a GenBank genome assembly.